Rhopalosiphum padi (bird cherry-oat aphid) is the source of this 8721-nucleotide messenger RNA. RefSeq names its product filamin-A (gene cher). The transcript is spliced from 41 exons. Gene Ontology annotation, molecular function: actin filament binding. NCBI's taxonomy places the organism in Eukaryota, Metazoa, Arthropoda, Insecta, Hemiptera, Aphididae. Gene Ontology annotation, biological process: actin cytoskeleton organization. The coding region runs from base 621 to 7952 and encodes 2443 amino acids. The record is from RefSeq and is a predicted model, not a curated record.
AGUGUCGCACCAGCAGUAGCUACAGCAACAACAAGAACAGCGACGGCAGCACCGACUCACUGUUCUCGUCCAAAGACAAUCGAAAUAUUAAAGAAAAUUUAAGUUGGCGUCGCGUUUUUCGCGCUAAUUUAUAACAUCUUUUGAACGUAAACUUUCUUUCAAAACUACAACGGUCGCGAUUGACUUCGUAUGAUAUAAGUAGACGUUUAUAAAUUGUUCCGUCGGCACUUUCGACAGGGUUUUAAUAGCACUGUUGGCACUCAGCAGAGAUCCGGCCGGAGCCGAACACAGACCGUUUCACGGGUCUUACCGGUACGCCACCGGCAGAGGGCGCGGUACACGCAGCCCGACGGCGACAACGACGACGACCAUCACCACCACCACCACCACCGACCCACCACCGACAAGACCCAACGUCAGUCGGUGUCGUUUUUUACGAAUAUAAUAAUAAUAAUAAUAUAAUACCUACCUACCUGCAUACCUAUAUAUUAUUAUUUGUUUCGCGUGUCUACGUCGAAAUCUCGUAAUCAUAUCGUACACACGCACAGGCGCUCGCAUACGCCCGCACACCUCACACCAAUACUAGCGCACGCGCACGCACGCACACACGCGAAACCGGUAUGUCAGCUGUAGCGGCAGUGGCGGUGGCGUCGGCGGCGGCGACCGCGACGGACGACCCGGACGGAUACGAAGCCGGCAGUCAGGAGGACGACAUGGGAGCCGCCGAACGGGACUUGGCCGAGGACGCGCGCUGGAAGCUUAUCCAGCAGAACACGUUUACCCGAUGGGCAAAUGAGCACUUGAAGACGGCCGGUAAGGCCAUCGGCAAUCUGGAAACAGACUUAGGCGACGGACUUCGGUUAAUUACGCUCAUUGAGGUGCUCAGCGGCAAACGAUUACCCAAGCACAACAAACGGCCAACAUUCCGGUCGCAGAAGCUGGAGAACGUGUCUGUGGCGCUCAAGUUUCUCGAUGACGAAAACAUAAAGCUGGUCAACAUAGAUUCUUCCGAUAUUGUCGAUUGCAAAUUGAAAUUGAUUUUGGGAUUAAUAUGGACGUUGAUUUUACAUUACUCUAUAUCGAUGCCAAUGUGGGAUGGCGAAUUUGGCGGCGAGCAAGUACCAAACGAAAAAGGGCCGACACCGAAACAAAGGUUGCUGAACUGGAUCCAGAGUAAGGUACCGGAUAUACCGAUUUCGAAUUUCACUACAGAUUGGAAUGACGGAAAGGCCGUCGGUGCUUUGGUCGACGCUGUGGCUCCGGGAUUGUGUCCGGACUGGCAGGAUUGGAAAUCCGACAACGCACUUAAGAAUGCAUCAGAAGCUAUGGGCUUGGCUGACGAUUGGCUUAACAUAAAACAACUUAUCAAACCUGAAGAAUUGGUCAGUCCUAACAUGGACGAGCAAUCUAUGAUGACCUAUCUAUCUCAGUAUCCGAACGCAAAGUUGAAACAAGGAGCACCGAUUAGAUCGAAAACCAACCCAAGCCGCGUUCGUGUGUAUGGUCCCGGAAUUGAACCCACCGGACCAGUUGUGGGAGCCAAAACGAAUUUCACCGUCGAAACGUUUUCCGCUGGCAAAGGCACAGUCAAUGUUACUGUGGAAAAUCCCAAAGGAAAAGCUGAACCGGUUGAUCUGGUUUUCAACAAUGACCGAAGUCAAACUUACACAGCUACGUACAAGCCGGUUGUCGAAGGACCGCAUAAAGUACAUGUGAACUUUUCCGGUGUCCCGACUCCGAAAUCUCCGUAUCAAGUUAAUGUGGAUGCAUCGGCUGGUGAUCCAAACAAAGUUAAUGUAUUCGGGCCUGGUAUACAGCCUGAAGGUGUAUUCACGAGCAGACCUACUUAUUUCGAAAUUCAUACAAAAGAUGCCGGAAAAGGUGUUCCUGAGGUGAUAAUUCUCGAUCCUGCUGGCAGAGAGAAUACGAUACCGGUGAAACUCAAGAAAGAACCUAACGGAGUGUAUAUUUGCGAUUACACGCCGGUCGUUCAAGGAGUGCACUCUGUUAAUGUUUUCUUCGCAAAUCAACCUAUCCCGCUGAGUCCAUUCGCUGUCGGCGUAUCGAAUGCAUCGGAUGCUAAACGCGUAAGGGCCUUUGGGCGUGGUAUACAACCGCAUGGCCUUAGAGUCCAAGAUGAAGCUAAAUUCAAAAUAGUCACAGACGGAGCAGGCGAAGGCGUUCCCGAAGUGAACGUAAUCGGACCGGGUGGAGUCAAAGAACCUGUAAACAUGAAAAAACUCGACGCGCACACGUAUGAAGCUACAUACUAUCCAAGAAAAGUUGGACGGCAUGUGGUUAUGGUGACCUUUGGAGGAGUGGAAAUUCCAAAAGCACCGUUCGAAGUUCACGUAAACCCGUUCAAGGAGACUUUGAUUCGUGCUUAUGGUCCUGGACUUACUGAUGGCGUAGUUUCGCACCCAGCGAUGUUCACAGUCGAAACCAACGGAGAAACUGGUUCGCUAGGAUUCAGUAUUGAAGGACCAUCAAAGGCGAAAAUUGAUUGUCAGGACAAUGGCGACGGAUCGGCGGAUGUCAGGUAUUAUCCGAUGGCGCCAGGAGAGUACGCCGUGCAUAUAUUAUGCGAUAACGAGGACAUACCGAAGUCGCCCUACAUGGCAAACAUUGUACCUAGUACGGAUUUCUAUCCUGACAAAGUGAACUGUUACGGUAGUGGACUGCAACCAAAUGGUGUCAUACAAGGAAAACCGGCCGAAUUUGUCAUAGAUACGAAAAAGGCUGGGGUAGCUCCACUUGACGUAAAGGUCAUCGAUUCAAGUGGCAACUUUGUAGAACCCAUUUUGAAAGACAACAGAGACGGCACAUUUUCGUGCAAGUACGUUCCGAAAGCGAUUGGUAAACACACGCUACAGGUGAGUUACGGAGGCGUUGCUGUACCACAAAGUCCAUUCCGCGUUUUCGUGUCACAGCCAUUGAACGCGAACAAAGUACAAAUAUUUGGACCCGGUAUCGAAUCCGGCGUCAAGACCAAUAAACCCAAUCAUUUUACCAUCGAUUGUUCGAAUGCCGGAAUUGGCGAAUUGAACGUAAAUCUUGUCAACGAAAAAGGAGUCAACGUGCCAUUGCAAGUCAACGACAACGAAGACGGUUCGUUCCUUAUUGACUAUGUCCCGACCACUUCAGGUGUUCAUAAUUUGAAUUGCACUUAUGGUGGAGUGAAGGUGCCUGAUUGCCCAAUCAAGAUCAAUGUACAAUCUCCGGUAGACUUGUCCAAAGUAAAAGUGGAUGGUCUCGAAACGCUGGCGCCGGUCAACAGUCUUCAGCAGUUUCGGGUGAUAACGCGGGAAGCGGGUCGUGCGGAAUUCGCGGUGGUGAUCACCAGCCCGUCCGGUGGUUCGGUAACGGCGCACGUGGUGCCCGUAGUCGACGGUUACGUGGUCAACUUCACGCCGACCGAGGUGGGCGAGUACCGACUGAGCGUGACGCUGGGCGGCGAACCGGCGGGCCGCCAGUACCGGAUGACGUGCACGCGGGCCAGCGACCCGACCAAGGUGACGGCCCGCGGGCCCGGGCUGGCCGGCGGUCCGGUCAACCGACCCGCCGAGUUUACCAUCGACACGAAGCGCGCCGGCCAGGGCGGCCUGGGCGUGACUGUCGAGGGCCCGUGCGAAGCGGCCAUCAAUUGCCGGGACAACGGGGACGGCACGUGCUCGGUGGCGUACAUGCCCGUCGAGGCCGGCCACUACGUCAUAAACAUCACGUUCGACGACCACCCGAUUCCAGGGUCGCCGUUCAACGCGCUGGUCGGUGGCCGGGCGGCCGGCGAUGCGCCGCGUCCGCCCAACAACGUUAAGGCGUCCGGCAACGGUCUGCUGGCCAACGGCGUAUUUUUGGGAUCGCCGACUGACUUCUCCGUGGAUUCACGAGCCGUCGCCAAGUACGGCCAAGGAGUUGUUACGUGUACAGUUACUAAUCCAUCUGGCAGCCGGACCGAAACGUUCAUAACGCCUCAAAGCGACGGAACAUACAAAAUCAGUUACACCCCGUUCGAAGAAGGACCACAUACCAUUGACAUUUAUUACGAUGGCGUGCCCAUAGUUGGCUCACCGUUUUCCGUGAACGUGAAACGAGGUACUGACGCCAGCAAGUGCAGAGCGUUCGGACCUGGUCUGACUAAAGGAAUAAUCAACAAAGUCAACGCUUUUACCGUCGAAACAAAAGGUGCUGGCACUGGAAGCUUAGGUUUGGCCAUCGAAGGACCGUCUGAGGCCAAAAUGACGUGCAAAGACAAUCGUGAUGGUUCAUGUUCGGUUGAAUAUACGCCUACAGAAUCUGGUGAUUACGAUGUGAGCAUUCAGUUUGCUGAAAAACACAUUCCUGGAUCACCAUUUAAGGUUACAGUCGAUCGUCCUGCAUCUGUAAAUGAUAUCAAAGUGAGCGGACCAGGCAUCAACCCGAAAUAUUGUAGAGCUAACACGCCCAUCACGUUCAAAGUGGACGCAACAAAAUCUGCUAAAGGAAAUGUAGACGUAAAAAUGGUUACUGAUAAAGGUCCGUUACAACAGAAACCGAUUAUUCGAGACAAUGAAGACGGAACCUACGAUGUAACUUACACUCCUAAUCCAGAAGGUGCUCUACUUACAGCUAACGUAUUGUACAACGGACAUCAAGUACCAGACAGCCCUUUCAAGCUUAGAGUUCGACCAAAAUUCGAAUUAGAUAAAAUCAAGAUCGAAGGCCCCGGCGUUUCCGACUCUCGAGGUGUUAAAGCUUCUGUUCCCACGUAUUUCGUUGUGGACGCUACUGACGCGGGUUCCGGAAAACUGGAUUUAAGAAUUAUGGGACCUGAUGGUUUUCCUAGGCCUGUGGAUAUCGAAAAGAAAGAUAAUUUAUACAAAAUCAAGUAUACUCCAGAUGACUGUGGUCGGUACACGAUUGAAGCGCUAUAUGACGGAAAAUCGUUACCGCAAUCGCCGAUUCACGUACAGUCAUACUCCACUGGAAAUGCGGACAAUUGUCGUAUCAUGGGGAACAUAGAGAGCCGAAUACUGACGGGUAAAAACCACAGCAUCAACGUGAACGCCAGGAACUGCGGUGAUGGAAAUGUGACGUGCCGGAUAAGACCGGUAGACGGGCAUUAUUUCGUAAACACAGAAGUCGUGCCGAAAAACGAUGGCACGUACUUGGUCAACUAUUCGAUCAAAGAGCCCGGGGACUACACGUUGACGAUGAAGUACGGUGGUCAGCCGGUCAAUGACGGGUUUUACAAAUUUACGGCCACCGAAGGAACGGUCGGAGCAAAACGGUUGCCUAGAGACUUUGCCGAGCAACUGCGCUUCGACGAGUACGCGCAACAGACGACCACCACCACCUCGACAACCACCACAACCAACGGCAACGAGUAUAGACCCGUGUCUUUGGACAAGAUACCGGUACCUUCGUGCGGUGGACAUUUGACAGCUGAUAUUACGAUGCCGAGUGGUAAACGAGAUCAACCGUCCGUCGAGGAUAAUCACGAUGGAACUGUCUCACUUAAAUAUGAUCCCAAGGAAGAAGGCUUGCACGAGUUAUUCGUUAAGUACAAUGGAGAAAACGUUCAAGGUUCGCCGUUCAAAUUCCAUGUCGACUCAAUCACUAGUGGACACAUAACAGCGUACGGACCGGGACUCACACACGGCGUCAGCGGAGAACCGUCGGACUUCACCAUAUACACGAAAGGAGCCGGAGCCGGUGGACUUUCGUUGGCCGUAGAAGGUCCCAGCAAGGCUGACAUCAGUUGUCACGAUAACAAGGAUGGCACAGUGUCCGUCACGUACCUGCCGACAGCGCCCGGCGAAUACAGGAUUUCUGUCAAGUUCGGCGACAAGCACAUCAAAGGAAGCCCAUACAAUUCAAAAGUCACAGGCGAAGGCCGAAAGAGAAACCAGAUAUCCGUGGGCUCUUGCAGCGAGGUAUCGUUGCCCGGCAAAGUUCUUGACAAGGACUUCCGGCUGUUGAACGCAUCGAUCCAAGCGCCGAGUGGUCUCGAAGAACCUUGUUUCUUGAAACGCCUGCCAAACGGAAACUUAGGUAUAUCGUUCACGCCGAGAGAAAUCGGCCAACACGUAGUGUCUGUGAAACGAAUGGGCCAGCACAUCGUCAACUCGCCUUUUAAAAUCACUGUAGGUGAGCGAGAAGUCGGCGACGCGAAAAAAGUCAAAGUUACUGGCAACGGAUUGAAAGAAGGCAAAACACAUAUUGAGAAUUUGUUCACAGUGGAUACAAGAAGCGCCGGUUAUGGUGGAUUAUCGCUUUCCAUCGAAGGUCCUAGCAAAGCAGAGAUCCAAUGUAAGGACAACGAAGACGGUACAUUGAACAUAUCGUACAGGCCAACAGAACCAGGAUACUAUAUCGUGAAUUUGAAAUUCGCCGACCAUCACGUCGAUGGUUCACCGUUCACCGUUAAAGUCACAGGUGAAGGAAGCAACUGCCAGCGUGAGAAAAUUGAACGGAGGCGAGAAGCUGUACCUCUUACCGAGGUGGGCAGCAACUGCAAACUUACGUUCAAGAUGCCGGGUGUGUUGCCAUAUGAUUUAUCGUCGACUGUGACAUCACCUGGUGGCAUCACGGAAGAUGCCGAAAUCAACGAAAUCGAAGAUGGACUCUAUGCCGUUCAUUUUGUACCGAAAGAAUUGGGCGUACACACGGUGUCGGUCCGGUAUAAGGAAGUCCACAUACCCGGAUCGCCAUUCCAAUUUACCGUCGGUCCUUUGAGCGAUGGUGGAGCUCAUCGUGUACAUGCUGGAGGUUCUGGUCUAGAACGCGGUGAACAAGGGCAACCGUGUGAAUUUAACGUGUGGACUAGGGAAGCUGGCCCGGGCUCAUUAGCCAUAUCAGUCGAAGGUCCUAGUAAGGCGGAAAUUGAUUUCAAAGACCGCAAGGAUGGCUCAUGUUAUGUCAGUUACGUCGUAGGUGAACCAGGAGAAUACCGAAUUGGUAUUAAGUUUAACGAUCAGCACAUACCUGACUCACCGUACAAGCUGUUUAUAUCGCCAGCAAUGGGUGACGCGCACAAACUUGAAGUGGCGCAAUUCCCGACGUCUGGAGUCCAAGCCGAUUACCCCGCACAAUUCAUUGUUCGCAAAAACGGCGCUGUCGGCCAACUCGACGCGAAGGUGGUGUCGCCGUCCGGAACCGAAGACGACUGUUUCAUCCAAUCAAUCGAUCAAGACGAGUACUCUGUUCGUUUCAUGCCCCGCGAUAAUGGCGUUCACAAUAUACACGUCAAAUUCAACGGGGUUCACAUUCCAGGAUCGCCGUACCGCCUAAAGGUUGGCAAAGGAGACGCUGACCCAGCUGCCGUGCACGCCACUGGCAGUGGUUUGGGAGACGUCAAGACAGGACACAAGACGGAUUUCAUUGUGGACACUUGCAACGCGGGUGCCGGUACAUUGGCUGUAACCAUAGACGGACCAAGUAAGGUUUCUAUGGACUGUACCGAAGUCGAAGAAGGCUACAAAGUCAGAUAUACGCCGCUGGUGCCAGGCGAAUAUUAUAUCAGUUUGAAAUACAACGGAUAUCAUAUUGUCGGUUCGCCGUUCAAAGUCACCUGUACUGGCGAGGAUUUGGCUGAGCGCGGACCACAAGAAACAAGCUCGGUGGUAGUGGAAACCGUACACAAAGUGUCUAAAGGUCACAAGGGUGGAUCCGGUGUUGUUCUACCACACUUCAAGUCGAACGCCACACUCGUCACAAGCAAAGGAAUGGGCUUGAAGAAAGCGUACGUGGGAAAACAAAAUCUAUUCAGCAUAAGUGCUACAGAUGCCGGCAACAAUAUGUUAUUCGUUGGUAUUUAUGGACCUAAGGGACCGUGUGAGGAGAUAUUUAUCAAACACAUGAAACAGAAUAAUUUCCAAGUGAGCUAUAUCGUCCGAGAACGUGGUGAAUACAUUCUACUGGUCAAGUGGGGCGAUGAUCACAUACCUGGCUCACCGUUCAAAAUCGAAACCUAAAUUUAAAGAAAAAAAUGAAAACAAAAAAAAAAUACAAAAAAAAAACAACAAAUGGUUCGAAGCUAGAUUACGUCGAUCUUAUCAAUCUAUGAUAUGGACAGGUGAACUCAAUCAUUAUCAUCACCAUAAUCACAAAUAAGAAGAAACAAGAAACAGGUGUCCGUCCAUCGGAAUAAAAUUAUGGUUCUACCAGAUUUAUUUGCUGCAAUUUAUUAUAGUUAGCUUCCGACUUAAUAUUAUCAUUUAAAACUUGUUUACAAAAAAAAAAAAAAAAAACACUUUCAUUAUAGUUUUAGCAAAUAAUUAUUUACGUUCAUUCGAAAUUUCGAAUCUUAUCUUAUUUAUUUUAUAUACUAUACUCAUCGUGACUAUAUUAUAAUGUUCAUUAGUCAGAAUAUUAAUCAUUUUAUUUAUUUAUAUUAUAUUAUUAAACAAUAUAUUAUUAUUAUUAUUAUUCAACAUUGUAAUAAGUUAGUGUUCAACGAAACGUUCCGUAAGAUUUAAUAUUGAUUUGCCCGAAACAUAAUUAUCUAAUAUUAUUAUAUACCUACUUCGAAAUAGUUAUAAUAGCAUUCGUCGUCUAACCAAUUAUUAAACAACAUUCAGUGUGGUAUAAGGUAUUUAACUUAUAGCUAACCACUUCGUAUCUUCGUUAUGUGUACUGUGUACUGAUUCAAUAUGAUUUUAUACAAUAUACAUUAAUAUUAUACCUAAAUAUAUUUAUACAAAAUGGGAUGCCUGUAAAUAAAGAUUCUAUAUCAUUACGUUA